Molecule: messenger RNA, 1093 nt
Organism: Procambarus clarkii (red swamp crayfish)
Lineage: Eukaryota; Metazoa; Arthropoda; Malacostraca; Decapoda; Cambaridae
Source: RefSeq, a predicted model, not a curated record
CCCAGCGGACAUAGCGGCGCGCGGACCUGCCGCAAACGCCCAGUUGCCACUCAGUCCACCACUGGCACCCGACCCAAGCGGCGGCACACAGCGGCGGUCUGACGCUGCCAACCCCGACUUCAGUGGCAUCCACACACCUGCCCACCAGACUCACCUGUGCCCACCUUGCGGACAUACCUCACUCACGGGAUAAUCGUAAUGGUGAUCUAGCGAAAUAAUGCAACGGAAUCUACCCUGUCGCUAAAGAAUAUUUGUUUUUAAGGAGAGGGGGAAGAAAAGAGAGAGAGAGAUUUCUCCCCCCUGCGAUCCGACUUUUGAGUUUUGUGUCAAGUGAAGAAAGAUCAUUUGGAAAGAUUAGAGUUUGCUCUUGUGGAGAGCUAAGGUGUGUGGUGGUGGAGUGGAGGGAGACGUAGUGAGGGGGCAUGUUACUCAGGAGGGAAGGGACUAGCCAGCCACCUCCUGCAUGAAACUCCGUACUCCUGACUCGGAUAAGAUGGAAGUGUUGUACCCGGGCAAUCUAGCUCUCCUGAGCAUGUUCCUCAAGAAUCCAGAGACCGACAAAGGCGAAAUCAAGAAGGACGAGGCAAAGAAAGGUGACGGCCCUGGGGAGUGUGCCGACGUGCUGACGUGCGGAGUGUGCCAGAAGGACUUCCUGCUGGCGGACAUCCUGCGCUUCAUACAGCACAAGGUCCAAAACUGCCAGGCCCCCACCGGGCGCUGUGGCCGCAAAGCCUCCUCGGGUGACCAGGACGCCACGGCCCUUCCCCACGGCAGAGACCACAAUGGCGACUUGAGCUCCGAUGGUCCUUCCAACCCAGCCAGUCCUGCCACCAUCAAGGAGGAAGGGGACGACUACAAGGCCGACGACAAGCGCAAGAGGGACGACGAGGACGACGCCCCGGCUAGGAAAAAGCCCCGGAGCACCCAGGAUGCAGAAGCCAACACGACAGAUUCCGGUGAGUAAGCUGAUGAGUCGUACGCAUCUUAUAAGGUUGAUAAAACCACCUUUUUGUGAUUUCUAAUGUUGGCACGGCUCGUCUCUUCAGACUUUUGCUAGCUCUCGACGCUAACAACUCCAAAAUGUCAAACUCGG